Molecule: messenger RNA, 1293 nt
Organism: Emiliania huxleyi CCMP1516
Lineage: Eukaryota; Haptophyta; Isochrysidales; Noelaerhabdaceae
Exons: 1
Coding region: 1-1293 (430 amino acids)
Source: RefSeq, a predicted model, not a curated record
AUGGGUGCGCACGAGUAUGCGGCCGAGGCCGCAGGCAAUCCCCACAGCUCCGUCGGCGACGGCCUCAGCUCGUCGUGGACCGCGGUCGGGCACGCCUGGGCUGGGACGAGCACCUCCUCAGAGCCCCCCGCCUCACUCUCGCCGCAAUACACGGCAGAGCCAACCUCGGUUGACGUCUCGCUGCUCAUGCAGCAGCAGCGGCAGAUGGCCGAGCGCCCCAAGCAAAUGGAGGCUAUGAUGGCAGCCCAGCAGCGCGCACACGCACUCGAGAAGGUGCGCAUGGACCUGCAGCUGGCUACGGCCGAGGCGACCACCGUGGCGAAGGGCGGCGAGGCGCCUACGCUCCGCGCCAGCGCAAACUUCCUGCAGAGCUGCAUCCACGUCCAGGCCAUGUGGCGAGGCCAGGCCGUGGCGUCGCGCUACAAGACCGAGCGGCUCAUGGCGACGGACAUUCAGGCCGCCAUGCGCAAGUGGCUCGCAACGCGGCAACUCGUUGCAGCGCGGGGAGCGGCCAUCAAGCUUUCCGCCUCUGCGCGCCGCCGCGCCGCCGUCCUCGAGCGGGCGUGGCUGCUGCGCGAGAGGUCGGCUGCACGGGUGCAGGCGGCCUUCCGAGCGUACAAGGCGCAGGUGCUCGACGCGCCUGCGGUGACCAAGUCGCGUCUCAUCGCACGGCGCCUGCAUGAGGAGAGCCUGAACCGCGGCGCGCUUCGAUUCGCCGAGGUGAAAAAGGCGGCGGCGGUGGCAGCGGUGCGGGUGGCAGCAGAGGCAGAUGAGGCGGUGCUGGCAGCGGCGUUGACGGCGGCAGAAGCGGACAAGGCCGCUGCAAUGGUGGCGCGGGCGGCAGCAGAGAGGAGCAACAGGGCGGCGGUGGCGGCGGCGGUGGCGGCGGCGGUGGCGGCGGCUCGCGUGGAAGCAGAAACGGACCAGGCGGCAGCGUUGGCGGCAGUGCGUGCGACGGCAAAGGCGGACCAAGCGGCGGCGGUGGCGGCGGCUCGCGCGGAAGCAGAAGCGGACAAGGAGGCGGCGUUGGUAGCCACAGUGGCAGCAGCAGAAGCGUACGACGCCCAAACCGAAAUUCCUGUCCCAUCCUGCGAUGGUGGGGCGGGACUGCCGUUUCAGCCGUCAUCGCACUUCCGAGGGCAGCAGCCCGGCUACGUGUACCGUAUCGGCCAUCUGGGUCUGGGAUACUACCCUGACAACGAUGCGAUGAUGGCAGAGGCGGUGAGGGUAGCCUCUGCGACGCGCAUUCCAUUCCCACGAGCGCCUCAUCAGCCGCAGUGGCUCGUGCGAUGA